Molecule: messenger RNA, 1615 nt
Organism: Coniophora puteana RWD-64-598 SS2
Lineage: Eukaryota; Fungi; Basidiomycota; Agaricomycetes; Boletales; Coniophoraceae
Product: FabD lysophospholipase-like protein
Exons: 8
Coding region: 320-1615 (431 amino acids)
Biological process (GO): arachidonate metabolic process
Cellular component (GO): membrane
Source: RefSeq, a predicted model, not a curated record
CACCAGCUCACGCCCCCACAUGUCUUCUCAUCUCGAUCUCGAUCAUUCGACCGUAACGGGUAUCUUCGACGGUGGAGAUUGGGCAACGAAUCGGGCGCACACCUCGUUGACUGGUCAUCAGACCUCAUCACGCUGCAUCCUCAUGUCCACAGACGCUCAACGAUGAGAGAUGAUUCGACGAGCUAUACUUGAGCUUCCAGCUGCUUUCGGUCGCGAACAGACGCUCGAGGGGAGAUAUAAGACUGCGACAGAUCUCCCUCUCGAACUCAGCUACUUGCUUUCUCAAUAACCAACUGUACUUCGACUCUCGAACUUCAGUAUGCCAGGAAACGAAGAUAAAGCCAUCAGGCUCUUAUCUAUUGACGGCGGCGGCGGCGUCCGCGGGGUGUCUCCGCUCCUCAUUAUCCGCGAGAUGAUGAAACGCAUUCAACACCAGGAGGGCCUCACCUCGAUGCCUGCUCCUCACGAGUACUUCGAUAUGAUCGGCGGAUCUGGCACAGGCGGGCUUGCCGCGAUCAUGCUUGGCCGCCUCCGCAUGCCCAUCGACGAAGCUAUCAAGGCAUACGACGCCUUCGUCAAGCGCGUCUACAUCGACGGACGCAAGCGUCUUGGUGACGAGACCUUCAAGGCCAGCGUCCUCGUUGAGGUCGUCAAGGACAUUGUCGGGGCUCAGCUCGGGCAGAAGGACGCCCGCAUGCUCGACGACAAUGCUGCAUGCAAAGUUGUUGCUGUUGAUUGCGAGAGAGUGGCAGAGGAGCUUGAGGUCCAUUUUGGCCGUCACCCGGGGUUGUACUUCCGAUUCAAUGUGGGGCAGGGGAUGCAGGGUGUAUCAUGGGAUGCAUGGGACAUGCAGAGAGCAGUGAAUGCCCACACUGCCCAUUACCUGCAGAUGGCAGAGGUGAAUUCGAGGAUGGAUGUGUGUCUCAAUGUGUUGUGCAGUGGUAAAGGACAGGUGUUGGUGUCACUGGUAGAUCAUUUGCCUGCUCCAGUGCAGAGUCAGGUUGAGGUGUCGAGGUUAUUGCCACCACCUCCUUCAGCCACAUUCACUGGCAGAGAGGAUAUUCUGAGUCAGAUGAGAGCAUAUUUCUCCACUGAAAUUGAUGGCACUAUGAAGCAAAUUGAGGCUGUCAGCCUUCUAUGCAAAGUCAGCAUGGCCUCUGAAAACAAUGGUAUGAUGCUAGAACUUGCUGAAAAAUUGGGCUACUUCCCUCUUGCAAUUGCUCAAGCUGGAGCUUAUAUUCUGUCGACCAAUUGUGGCAUAAGCAAGUACAUAGAGCUGUUUGACAGAUACAAAAGAAUCAUCCCAGGCGAGCUGCCAGCACAAUGGCCACAUGACUACCCAUUUGGAGCAUAUGCCACAUGGGAAAUCAGUUUCACCAAGCUGAGCCCAGAUUCCCAGACAUUUCUUGAAUACUGUGGCUUUUUCUACCAUAGUGAUAUCACAGAGUGGUUAUUUGAGGCAGCUUUUAAUGCUGAGGGCUGGAACAACAACAAUGAAGUUACCCUGCUGCAGAUGUUUUUAGAUGAUAACCAAAGAUGGGACUCAUUGAAGUUUAAUGUGGCUUAUACACUAUUCAUCCUCUCAUUCACCAAUGGGCACAUGAUAAAGCAGUGA